UCUUUUUCUUUCUUUUUUUUUUGUCUUUUAUUGCUUCUUCUCCUGGAUGGCAUCUGACAGCCGUCUGCGGGCGGAGAAAAGGGCGUUCGGAGGGAGCGCUGUGCCGGUGGAGAGGGAGAGGCUGCUGCACACAGAGAGAUCCAGCGUGCGGAGGUCGGUGUCCGCCAUGGAGCGCAUGAGCUCGGCACCAGAGAUGAACGCCGUGUGGCGUGGCGACGGGGGAGAGGAGCGGCACGGCGGCGGCCGGCGGGAGAGAGGAGGGCGCCUCGCCGGCCUCCCCGCCUCUCCCUCUUUGUCAUCCGGUGAAGAGAUGGGGAGAUAAAGUAGGAAGGCCGAGGUUGCUCCUUUACUUUUUUAAGAUCAAACCUGCCACGUGAGCACCAUGUCAAUGCCACAUGGACGAAGACCUAGUUAAAAGAGUCAUGUCAGAUAAAAUCGGGGACAAAACUACUGAGGUAUGUUGUUUGCACCGUUUUAGUAAGUUGGAGCACGGGUUGCAUCGAAUCAAGGACGAAAAUCAGACCACCAUACCAUGUACAGCCCACAUAUCAAAGGUUAACAGAAGAGCCCACCUAGUCCACCUUGUUUCUUUCUCUCGUUCUCCUCCUCUCCGUCACGCUCUAGCGCCGCCGCGCUUCCUCACGCCGGCUACCGGACUCCAACUCCGGUCGCCCUCCAGCAGCCGCUACUGCCAGGAAUCGGUUCCCGUUGCUCAACACGAGGUGCCGCCGCCGGCCAAACUCUGGCGACGUAUGGACUCUAGGAAGGUUUCCAGGCCUUCACUACUGGUGCGAGCCCUACUCCUCUCUGAUUCCCUUGGCCAAUUGUCCCUGGAUGCUCGACUCCCUGCCGCCGCCGCCGCCGCCGCCGAGAUGGCCGGUGCUGCCUGCCCCUGUCUCGUCCUAGCUCUAACCCUAGCCGUCGCCCCGCCUCUCCAAUUGCCGCUGCUGCCGUGGAGAUGACUGGUGCCAACCACCGCGCAACUCCGGCGGCUGCGUCCUAUCCCCAUUGGUGACCACUCAAACUCUCCCUUCCUUAUCUGAUUCUUAUGACAAUGUUCUGGUGUGAUGUUCUCUCUUGUAUGAUGUUGUGCCGUGACAUGCAUUGGGGAUAAUUAUGGACUAGCACUAAUACUCAACUUGGUCAUGUUGUGCUGUGCUUAUGGUGGUCUCUGUUGGUUCUAGUGAUUUAUUUGGUUGAUGCCUAUAUGCUAUGAAUGGAUAAAUGAAUGCUCACAAUUCUGAUGCAAGUGCAGUACUGAAAUGAAAUUAGAAAGGAUAAUAAAAAAAGUUACACUAACAUGAUUAAGUCCUUAUAUAUGCUAGCAUAUAAAAGUAACUGAAAUACCGGAAUCAGUAGCACACUAGAAUGAUCAGAACCACAUAUAUAUGUUUGCAUGUUGAAAUUAUCUAAUUUCUCAAAUUAGUGACACAGUAAUAAAAUCAGAUUUGAAAAUAAGAUUUAUAUUGAAUAAUGCAACAAUUACAUGGUUUUAUACUUUGAUAAUCAUGGCAAAAACCUGCACUAUAGAUAAUAGAAUUAUAACCCAUGAAAUCUAAUCUUGAAUACAAAUAGAUGGUGACUGAUUUCUUUGAAUGAUUUAUUUCUACUGUCUUUAUGUCCUGAUUAUUACCCUAUAUGAUUUACUGAACAAUAGGUUAACUUAUGAAAUACUUUAUUAGAAUUUUGAUAAAGGAAGAGUUUAACUACUGAUAAACUGAUAACUAUAUGUUAUAAUUUUAUUUUGAUGCCCUGUCCUAAACAUUUGCUUUAUUGUAUUAAAUGAUUUGCUACAAAAACCUACUGUAUUGCCCCAUAACUCUAAAGGCUCAAUUUAAUUUAUUUACGAUGAAACCAACAACUGCAUUGUUUCUAUAUGUUUUACUGUGUACAAUUCUGAACUAGUGAUGGCACCGAACUUCUAUAAAGCUCCGAAGAUUUUAAACAAUCAAGUUAUAAUUAAUUCCAUUAUUCUUCCACUCAAGAUUUAUUAUGCGGUUCUUUGAUGACUUAUGAUUUAUAAAGGAAACUACACAUAGAUAUAAAUCCUUAAAUCAAAUGCACUUUUAGAUCACGUAAAAGAUACCUCGUGCUGUUUGCUAUGUAAUUAGAUGGUUGAUCUAUACUAGAGUUAUCUUACUGGGAAUCUAUUUAUUUUGUAAUGAUACUAACUUGCUGACAAUUACUCGUCAAAACUAUUCCUUGCUUAAUGAACUAGGAAUGUAUAUACUGUGCUCCAAUUUAAAUCCUGGUUUUGGUCUUCCGGUUAUAGCUGAAGUGCUCAUACUUAUUUUUACAAGGAUGCAUAUAUAUACUAUAUAAUUCACAACACAUACUACUAGUAUAUGCACAGAUUCAAUUGCAUGCCAGCAAUGGAGUUUAUUGUUCAGGUUUAAUGGAUAUAAUUAUUGCAUGCACACAGCUCCUAAACAUACUAGCAUAUGCAUCACACAACAAUCAUGCCAUGAUAUGAUUUCUGUUCCAUUUUAAUCUCUUGAUUACCUGUUUAAUGGCUCUAGUGAAGCUGUGAAGGUUGAGUGAUUCUCUUGCUGCAACUGUAGCUUCACCCCCUUACUGGAAUUGGGCACUUGAAUAUUUCUCCUCCUUGUGCUGAAGCACCAGCUGCUCCUCCAGAAACUGAAAUAUUUGGGCACUUACUUCUUCUUCUUGAGCUGGAUUGCAGGACCAUAUAUUGCUCCAUCUUCAGGAGGUCUCUCUGCUCCCUCACCUCAGCUUCUUCUGGCUGCUCUGAUUUAUAUGAUGAUCUUGGUUCUUAGCCAAUUGGAUCACAAAAAUAAUGCAAUAUUCUGGUGCCAAAAAGUGAUGCAGUUGGGUUUUAUACGUGACAAAUGGAGAAAUGAGUACAGUAGUAGUAGUUGUACGUAGUUUUAUAUAAAUACCAGAGUGAGAUGGCUGGCUAGGGGUGGGUUCCACUCCCAAUGGCAUGGGCGAACACCGUCCGGUGGGGUGGGUCACAGCACUUGCCAUGGCACACGAAAAGUGCGGGCUAUGAAAGGUUCCAGAGGCGUCGAUGUGAGAUCGGACGGUGCAUCGGAAUGGGUGGGUCCACAAGUCAGUCUCACCGUACCCGUACGUGACAGAAGUGAGCAGUGUAUAAAUACCGCGAGAGGAGAGGAGAUUGCUUGUUGCUACAGUGUUCCAUUCACCUUCUUCCUCCUCGCCUCGCCGUGACAAGCGAUUGGAGAGCGCCGAAAGGCGAGAAUGGCAUGCCCCGAGGCGCGUCUGAAUAAGGAUUGCAAGACGGCGAGGAGGCUCGGGCUCCCCGUGGAGGUGCUGCAGGAGGGCCAGCCGAAGGUGCUCCAUGACGCCGUCGACAACAUCGUGGUGAAGGCCGGAUGGAUUGUGCGUGUUUCAAGCGCCUCCGGGCUGGCGGCGGCUCUUGUUCAGGCGGAGAAUCAUGCUCCUGCUCCUGCUCCUGUCGAUCAGCCUCUUAGAGUGUUCAUUGUGCCAUACCUUCCUCCAGCGGAGGCGCCUCUCAUCCUAUCCAAGAUCGAACAAGCCUCCGCCGACGACUCUGUACCUGGCUUCAUCGUGAUCAAUCCAAAUCUGCUGGAGACCAAGGAAAAAGCCCGGCUGGACAUCAUGCAUGAGAUUUCAAGGGUGCAGAACAUUCGGGACAAGUACCGUCACCCGUCGUCACCAGCAACAGCAACAGCUCCACUAGCUCCAGCUGAUGUACCCAACAAGCCCAAGCCCAAGCCCAAGGACCUCAAGGAACUCAAGGAGCAAUAUCUGCUUGCUCACUUGGUUGCCGGGCACUGGAGGAUGGCAAGCAACAUUCUUGAAUACGUCGACAAUUUUCUGUUCCAAUCAUUGAGGGAAAAAGAUGAGGAGGAAGUGAGGAUCGCGAUGCAACGGCUUCAAGACGAUCUGCAGAAAAAACACCAUGGAAGUCAGCACAGUGUCCGAAGGAUUGCUCAUGAACUACUUGGAAUUGCCACAAUGAGCAAGUGGGAAUAUAGGAAGGAACUACCCUUACCGGCAGCUGAGGAUGGAAUGACUAUGAAGAAGAAGCUCAAGUGCCACGCAAAGAAGCUCCGGAAGCUCCUCACCAAGCACACAUUGAUGGGAGUAGUGCCGCUCGUCUGGGCAAAGCUGGAGCCGAUGCCAAUGAUCACGUCAUCCGGGAGAACCAUCAAGUCGAACGCGAGAUUCACGGGUCCUGAGUGGACCGCGUGAAACUGGGUGUACUAGUAGUAGUAGGAUCUAUUCUCCUAUCGUUUGUUCCCCACAUGUUCCUAAAACUUUAGUUAGGUUGGGUGGAAAUACAUUGCCAGUGUCAUGUGCUGAACUGAAAUUCACAGCACCAGGUGAUAACACAACAGUAUCAUCAUCUGAGUCACCUUAUGUGCUGGAGAAAAAUGUGCAUCCAUGGGAGAAGAAUCAAGAUCAUAGACAUUGCUAGUUAGUUGAUCAAAUUCUCCUGGCUCUGGAUUAUAGAUUCCAUUUUUGCCGUUCUCAUCAUCACCGUUGCUUGCUGAAACAACACAAUUCUCAUUUUCAAUAUGUCCAUUCUGACCAUUGUCAGAAGGUGGCAUCCAGUUAGAAUCCACUCUUGUUAAUUUCCCACUGGCCAUUGUUGUUU
Molecule: messenger RNA, 4606 nt
Organism: Oryza sativa Japonica Group (Japanese rice)
Lineage: Eukaryota; Viridiplantae; Streptophyta; Magnoliopsida; Poales; Poaceae
Source: RefSeq, a predicted model, not a curated record